Talpa occidentalis (Iberian mole) is the source of this 3471-nucleotide messenger RNA. Its product is annotated as disks large 1 tumor suppressor protein-like. The transcript has 6 exons. The coding region runs from base 566 to 1105 and encodes 179 amino acids. The record is from RefSeq and is a predicted model, not a curated record. NCBI's taxonomy places the organism in Eukaryota, Metazoa, Chordata, Mammalia, Eulipotyphla, Talpidae. Gene Ontology annotation, molecular function: protein binding.
GGUCGGAGCUCGGGGUCCCCCAGACAGACGCGGUCCUUCAGGUCGGCUUCUGCCGCGGAGACCUGGGCGCACCUCCACCUGCGCGGAGACCACGGGCUGAGGAGCGCGCGCGAGUGCUGUUUUUGGAGGGGACUUCGCUGGAAAGCCUGGAGGAGCUUUGUCAUCAGUCACCCCAUCUUCGAAUCCCAUGCUGUGUAGAGUAACGAGCCAGCUGUAUAAAUCUGGGUGGUGCCUUAAUUAAGUUAGUCACUGAACUCCAAAAUUGCUGCCUGAAGAGGAGUUUUACUAACGUUUUCUAUGCUUGCCAUACUUUUCUCAGCUUUCAAAAAAUAAAUAUUUUAUAAAAUUUGAAAAACUUAAAAGUUAUUUUUCUCUAAACUGCGGACGAGGUUAAUUGUGGACAAGCCACAUUACUAUUUUCUUUAUUCGAAAUAGACAGCUGGGAUUUCAAAGCUGCACGCUGAAGGGGUUUGCAACAGUUCCCUGGCUUUUGGCCUCAGUCCAGCUGGAUCAAGUUGAUGUCUGAAAAGAGAUCUUGAAUCCUGGAAUCUGGAGAGACCCAAGCAUGCCAGUCAGGAGGAAAGAUACUGACCGAGCAUUAUCAUUACUGGAAGAAUACUGCAAAAAGUUAAGGAAACCAGAAGAGCAACAGUUGAAAAAUGCUGUUAAGAAGGUGAUGUGCAUCUUUAAGAGCAGCUUAUUCCAAGCUUUGCUAGAUAUUCAAGAAUUUUAUGAGGUGACAUUAUUAAACUCUCAAAAAAGUUGUGAACAGAAAAUAGAAGAAACCAAUCAAGUUGCACAGAAAUGGGAGAAGACAUUCCUUCUCGCUCCAUGCCAUGAUAAGCUUCAAAAAUCUGCAGAGUUUACAGGUUACUGUGAACCAAAGGAAAAUGAGUCACAUAUUGAGCAAGACAAAGACAAACAGUGUUUUGAAAAUGACACUGGUGAGGAGACAAGUCAAAACCAAGGCAAAUGUCCAGCUCAGAAUUGUUCGGUGGAAGCCCCUGCUUGGAUGCCUGUCCAUCACUGUACUGCAGAAGAGGAUACCGAGAGUGGCAGAAGAAAGGGAAGUGAAAGCCAAGGAACGGUUUCCAGGAAAGGAUAAUCAACGAUUUCAAGUUCUCUACUCUACGAGAAUAAUUAUUAAGAAGUUUUUCUGAAUUUGGCAUUUAGGAGUUUUCUAAUAUGGAAGAACAUUUUCAGUGGAAGCAUGGGGACAGAAGAUAUUUAUCUGAUUUAUCUAAUUAGAUGUCUGUUUACUUCUCUCUUCUCACUUCUGUGCUGAACCCUACAGCGUUUUUUCUUUAACAAAGUUGAUCAUGUACAAAUUGGGGAAGAAACAAAGUAGGUUUUAAUUAUGUGUAAUGAUCAUUUGUAUUGUUAUAUGUAUGCAACCAGAAGCCCAUAACUAUUUUUAUUUUAAUAACAAUAGUACAUAAGAAGGAGAAGAAAAUAUAUAGCAUGAUUCUAUUUACUUUAUCUAUCUAUCUACAUAAGAAGGUUUAAAUAAUUUAUCCAAAAUCAUAGUUACAUGAUGAAACCAAUUUUCAAAUCCAAUCUGAUCUUUGAUUUCAAAGCCUGUGCUCUUUCUAAAUUGCUUGUCAUUGAUAACCUAUUAUUUGCAAGACACCUCUUCUAUGCAUUAAGGAUUCAAGAAGAAACAAAACAGUCACUUCCUAUGGAGCCCUUUUCCUUGGGAGGACUGAGUAAUACAGGACAAAGCUAAAACAGAGAAGGCAUGGAACUCAAGUUUGCAAGGGACCUCAGUUGCUGUGGUGUGGUGAAAUAUUGGCAUAAGUUGUAGACAGCAUUCAUACUGACUCACAGGCAGAUUACUCCAGUAUGUGAUUUAAGCAGUGAACCAUCUACCUCCACCUCAAGACACACAAGUCAAAGAGUCAUCCUUACCUGAUCCAUGUGAUGCAGGGGAUAGUUGGACCUAGCUCCUAGCAGUGGUUUCCUCCUGCUCCUUCCAACAAUAUGACUACUCUCCUCUUCAAAAUCUUCUCUACUUCAGAAUUUCAUAUUUACUCAGACAAUUCUCACAUCUGAUUAGCCUCUUUGUUGGGACAAGAAUGUGGACUUCUUUUUCUUGUGUGCUGUUUCUUAGGAGCCAUUCUUUACUAAGUACUCCACUAAAUGUAGACUUGGAAGUUUGAGUACAUGUGCAUGGGUGUAUGCUUGCUAAAGUGCAUGCUGAACAGAUCACUUUACAAGAAUAACGGAGGGACAGAUUAAUUUCCACAGUGUGACUAUGGAUAAGAAGUAUGGGGAGAAGAUUGGGUAGAUCUGAAGAAAAGGGAAAAUUAUAGAAAAUUAAAGAUGUGAAAUGCAAGACAAGAUUUCUGCUUCUGUAAAACUGUCUCCAUAGGAACACAGACCAAUUAACAUGAAACACUUAAAAAAUAAUUAGAAGCAAAAGUUUUGCUGAUGACCUUGAUUAUAUUAGCUCAGAGAAGAGAAAUGGAGGGUGGAAGAGAGAAGUCAAGAGACUUUACCCAGGAGAUUAGACUUGAGAGCCUUUAAGAGAUGAGAAAAUCUAAUCAAGCAAAGAAAGGAUGACAUCAUGUACAUGGAUUUAUAGAACACCAGCGAGUAUAAUUCAAUUGAGAUUGUUUUCUAUGAUCCUUGAAGAAAAUUGAUUUCAUAAAAUUCUGUACCCUUCAGAGAUUAUUCUUAAAUUUCUUAUGCAUAUAAUUUAUAGUAUCCAAUCAGGUCAGAAGCACCUAGAAGUAUAUGCUUUUUCUUCUAUUUCAUUUUUAUCACCCACAUAUGCCUAGGAUAGUGUUCUGAACUAAGAGUUUCCAACAAAUGCUUAUUAAUUAGCCAUACAAUAAACUUCUGGACAAUAAUUAUAAGAAUAUCUACUUGUUUGCAGCUAUUCUGUCCCAGGCACAUCUACUCAUAACAUUUGUAGGACUUGAAACAAAAGUACAAACCAAGGCCAUGUAUUAAAUGUUUUAAAGAAUUAAAUCAUGCUAACAAGCUAUUACUGAAUGCAUUUAAUCUUCCCAGUUCAACAAAUACUCUUUCAAAAUGAACAUGGAAAAUCAAACUCAGAGUAAAACUAGCUGAAUGAUUUCUCGGGCUCUCUGGAGCUCCAUUUAUAAGGAAGUAAUGCUGGGAGAAUGUACUCCCCUCCAGGCUUUCCCAGCACUAAUUCAGGGUUCACUGUUUGGAUUAUGACAGCACAGCACAUGCUUAUGAGACACUCUCUGAGACUCACUCCCAGUCGUGGAGGUGAGCACAUCAAAGCCAUGGUCUAGAAUCAGGGAAGGGAAGUGAAGGGAAGGUUAGGUUAGGUUGCUGGGCAGGACCAGUUGAGCUGGUGAUUCAGGGUCCAGUUUAUGGUGGGGUGGCACGUGGGCCCCACUUAGGCAUGACCCUUGGUUUCAUAAACACCUCAUGGGAAAGAGUUUCUGCUAGAAUGAGAUCUUCUGAAGUAUGUGCCUUUCUCAAGCCUUUUGCCAG